AACAUGGCGGGCAGACUGGGCCGGUUCCUGAAGGAGGCCUGGGCCAAGGAGCCAGUGCUGGCCGCGUCCUUCGCCGUCGGUACCCUGGCUCUGCUCGUGCCCCCCCUGAGCCCCUAUACCAAGUACGCAGGCAUGAUCAACCGUGCGACCCCCUACAACUACCCCGUUCCCGUCCGAGAUGAUGGCAACAUGCCUGGCAUCCCCAGCCACCCCCAGGAUCCCCAGGGGCCUUCUCUCCAAUGGCUGAAGAAUCUGUGAAUCCUCCACCUGCCCCCUGUCCCCCAAUAAACAUCCUGUCUUCUC
Messenger RNA from Trichosurus vulpecula (common brushtail), 303 nucleotides. Its product is annotated as NADH dehydrogenase [ubiquinone] 1 alpha subcomplex subunit 3-like. Lineage: Eukaryota; Metazoa; Chordata; Mammalia; Diprotodontia; Phalangeridae. Gene Ontology annotation, cellular component: mitochondrial inner membrane. The record is from RefSeq and is a predicted model, not a curated record. The transcript has a single exon. The coding region runs from base 4 to 258 and encodes 84 amino acids.